Molecule: messenger RNA, 1654 nt
Organism: Rhododendron vialii
Lineage: Eukaryota; Viridiplantae; Streptophyta; Magnoliopsida; Ericales; Ericaceae
Exons: 7
Coding region: 190-1323 (377 amino acids)
Molecular function (GO): oxidoreductase activity
Source: RefSeq, a predicted model, not a curated record
UGAACCCUUCUCCUGCGGAUAAAAUCACAAACACGUCCUCUCUCUCUCUCUCUCUCUCUCUCUCUCUCCAUUUUCGACAUUUCUCCCCUUCCAACUCGCUCACCCCUAACGACUCACUUUUCUGCUUGCAUUCUAAAACUUCUGAUACAUACCUUAUAUAGCUCUUGUGAUCGUGCUUACUAUUACAAGAUGCGCUUGUUAUCGAGAUACGGUGGAUUACGAAGAAAUGCGGCGGUUGGAGGUGCCGAUUCGGAGUGGUACUCGCCGUCGUCGAAUUUGAAUAGGCUAGGGUUUAGGCACAUCGUUACGAGUUGCAGAGCCGUGGUUUUGCCACGGUUCGGUGGGCCCGAGUUUCUCGAGCUACGUGAUGACGCCAGCGUUCCUGAUCUUAAGCCCAGCGAGGUCCUCGUCCGCGCUCGCGCUGUGUCCGUUAAUCCUCUCGAUACGCGAAUGCGAUCAGGCUAUGGUCGUUCUUUAUUUGAGCCUCUUUUGCCCAUCAUUUUGGGCCGUGAUGUUAGUGGUGAAGUUGCGGCCAUUGGAGCUUCGGUACGAUCGCUCACUGUAGGGCAGGAAGUGUUUGGUGCACUGCAUCCAACGGCUGUGAGGGGUACUUAUACAGACUAUGCAAUUCUUUCAGAAGACGAACUUACUUCAAAACCAGUGUCAAUCUCACACGUGGAAGCAAGUGCCAUUCCUUUUGCUGCCUUGACUGCCUGGAGAGCUUUAAAAAGUACUGCUAGGAUAUCUGAAGGACAAAGCGUGUUGGUGGUUGGUGGAGGAGGAGCUGUCGGUUUUGCAGCAGUUCAGCUUGCAGUUGCUGCAGGGUGCCAUGUGUCAACUACGUGUGGAAGUGAAAGUAUAGACCGGCUUUUGGCAGCUGGUGCUGAGCAGGCUAUAGACUAUACUACUCAGGACAUUGAAUUAGCAAUAAAACGGCAAUUCGAUGCUGUUUUGGACACGAUUGGUAUACCAGAGACAGAAAGAGUAGGCAUCAAUCUUUUAAAGAGAGGUGGACACUACAUGACAUUGCAAGGGGAGGCAGCAUCACUGACUGACAGGUAUGGGCUGGCUAUAGGGCUCCCUACUGCUACUGCUAUUUUGCUGAAGAAACAGAUUCAAUACCGGUACUCGCAUGGAAUAGAAUAUUGGUGGACUUUCAUGAGGGCUGAUGCUGAGGGUUUGGAUCAGAUCCGUAGGCUCUGUGAGGUUGGGAAGUUGAAAAUACCUGUGGAUAAGACAUUUCCAAUUACACAAGUGAGAGAGGCUCAUGAGGCCAAAGAUAAAAGGCGCAUUCCCGGCAAAGUUGUGCUGGAAGUUGAUUGAAUAAUAUAUAGAGAAAUCCUUGAGCCUCCCAAACUGGUAGUCCACGGUUAGAAUGAAGAAACUUUAACCUUCCAUUUUUUAUUUCGUUAGAGACUAGGCUACUUAUGCUGGUCCUCCCUCUACAAUAAGUAUGAGCAUUUUGUAUAGCAAUCUGUAAAGUUUUGGUGUCCUCUCUUGUGUUGUUUCCUAAAUCCUAAACUAGCGAGCUAUCAUCCUCAGAAUUCACUGCUCCAAACCCUUUAUUCACUCAAAACAAGGAGCAAAUAGUUGCGGGUUUUAGACUUCUACACUUGCUAGUAUAAAGUCAACAGCAUUUGUGUGUGUGUAUAAG